AUGUCAGAAGCCGCGCUCUGCUCUGCAGCAGGCGUUCCAGCGGCCACACCCCUUCGUUCAUCAACGCCGCAGAAUCCGUCCAGCUCCCCUCCUCAGAACCACCAAUGCUGCGUUCAUUCGGAAGACCUGAUCCUUCAUCAUAAUCUACAGCGCGGAAAUGGGUCUUUCGAAGGAACGCGGUCGCAGUUGCUCCCCGGAACCCCUCAGGUCGACAGAACGAAGACUGUAGGGACACUCGUGAUGAGGGGCGUUGUAACCGGCCCUGCGCGGUGGCGUGGCAGCAGAGUCGCUUCCGGGACGCCAAACCUGUACUGUGCAGUUUACAAGUACAGUGUCACUCAAUGCACACUGUGUUCAUCUGAUUCUUCUGCGCAGUCUAGCUCUGAAUUUCCAGAUAGCGCCUUCUCUUCUUUGCCACCGCCAACGCUCGUGUCGAGCACCUGGGGUCAAGGGCCACUAGUAAUUGAAGGAGUCCCUGUGCUUGAACGGCAUGCGGAUACACGAAUUGAAGGAGCUGAAAAGGGAAGCUCAUGCAGAGACGACGAAAUUCAAUCCUUUUUUGUGUUGACAGUGGGAGUUUUCCACAGUCGCAUAGACUCUAAUAGCUCUACUUCUCUCAUUUCUGAAGCCGGAACUUACAGGAAAAAUGUUUCAACACCGCUACCGCGCACUGCCGACUUGCUUGGUGUUCUGCAUAUCCCACUUCACUGCAUAAAUAUAAUGGAAAACCAGCAGGAAGUCAAACUCAGGCUUCCAGUUACGCCUUUUUUUCCCAAAUCUGGGAAUUAUGCAUGCCCUGCCGAGCAGAACGAAGCCGAAGGGGAGCAACAACUUGCCGCAGUGCUCAAUCCUGCGACCUCAUUGCAGGCGUUAGAAAAGGUCUUUGCGGAUGGACUCAAUGUCAGUUCCACCGGUGCCAAUCGGUGUAACGUAAUGCUCUUUCGUCUAAGCAGCAACGGCGGGUCCUUCUUACCUUCGUCUGAUGCAGCUCUUCAAGCGGCCUUGGCUGCCCCGGCCCCACCUUCAGUAGCUUCAACCAGCCUCCAACGAUCUAUAAAUCCUGAUGAGCUCCACGAUAGUGAGACGAACAAGCUAGCGUAUCAGUGUCCUACUGGUUCAAAAAUUUCACAUGGUUCUGUAAAAGCAGAGGCUUCGCAGGCAGCGCACGUUCCCAAUUCCAAUUCAAGGCUACCGUCCGAAGCACGCGCUGUGGGGAAUUGCUGUCGCACUGCUCCGCCUAGCCAUGGAAACUGGUCUGAUAGCGCAGCUACCCAUGCAAAAUGGAGUCGGAAGGAUGUAGCAGGGCAGCUUCUGUCCCCAAGUCACAGGCAACAGAGCGUAGCGGACGUCGCUGGAACAACUCGUAGCUUGGCCUCAAACAAUUUGUCAAAGGAUCAGCAACGCCAGCGUCACCAACGACGCCAACAAGAACUCUCCGUGGCUGCAGUUUUGGCUGCAUCGGCGAUUGCAGCUGCUGCACGGGGAGAAAGGGACCGGAGCUCGCGCAGCUGUACCUCUAAAAAGCCACAACAUUCCCAACAGCUUGUCUCCCUAUUGGGUAUGAGGAGCACCCAAAGGCCUUCGAGUGUUUGCGGCGUGGUAGCAUCCAACAGAACACUUAUGGAGAAAGAAUGCAACGGCAGUUUAAGUCUACACCAACCUAGUUUAGGCCACGAGAGCAACCGCAUUCUGCAGGAACGUUGGAUCCCCGUCACCGGUAAAAGGACCGCAGAUCGGACGACAGAGUUAACUGGUGAGCCAGAGUUGUCUCCUGAUGACAGCGUUUCGGUUCGUGGAGACGAAACCCACCGGUUUGCGGAAACUCUUGCUAACCGCGGUGCGAAGUCUGCCCAUUCUGUGGCCUCCUGCAUGCUGGUGGAAGGACUGGUCCCGUCAGCCUGUUCGGCGCGCCUUAAUUCGCUUUUAGAUGACCGUAAGAGCACCCUAACAACAAGCAUCCGGAGGCUCGACUGCUUAAUGACCCGUGCGCAGCUACUGCUAAGCCAGAGACGCCACCGCCAGUUACAGCAAGGGGAAUACCAUCUGGCUCCUUCGCACGAUCCCGUACAUGGAGAUCGUACCGAACAGGAAGGAAUCACAUCGACUUCUCAAUCAGCUCCCACUGAAUCACUGAAAAACCCAUGUGGAACUAGUGACAGUUCAGACGCGUUCACAACUGGACGAAGAGAAAGCAUUCAUGAAGUUUUAACAAACGAUGUCGAACAGCCGCAAUCGAAGAGCCCUCAAAACUAUUCGUUGGAGUCAACUGAGCUUCAAGGCCCUUCCCCAGGUAGCCCCGCUCAACAAGGACACCCUACUCAUGGUAUGCCCGACCGUUCCUUCACAGCAAAGGUUGUUAGGUGGAUCAACGCCCAAGCUGCGCGUCAGAAAGACCUCCUCACAAAGAAGUGA
Eimeria acervulina is the source of this 2412-nucleotide messenger RNA. RefSeq lists its product as hypothetical. The record is from RefSeq and is a predicted model, not a curated record. NCBI's taxonomy places the organism in Eukaryota, Apicomplexa, Conoidasida, Eucoccidiorida, Eimeriidae. The coding region runs from base 1 to 2412 and encodes 803 amino acids. The transcript has 2 exons.